Molecule: messenger RNA, 1756 nt
Organism: Xyrauchen texanus (razorback sucker)
Lineage: Eukaryota; Metazoa; Chordata; Actinopteri; Cypriniformes; Catostomidae
Product: retinaldehyde-binding protein 1-like
Exons: 8
Coding region: 96-1019 (307 amino acids)
Cellular component (GO): membrane
Molecular function (GO): phosphatidylinositol bisphosphate binding
Source: RefSeq, a predicted model, not a curated record
AAUGAUUAAAGCCUGCAGUUGCUCACCUCACAAAGUUUUAGUGGCUUUCAGCACUACCACAUUGUGUCAGAACGUUGCACUAAGCAUCUGAAGCAAUGGCUGUUGUUAGUGGAACAUUCCGGAUGGUGUCCGAGGAGGAACAGGCCCUCAGAGCUAAACUGGAGCACCUCACAGUCAAAGAUCAUGGGUCCGUGUUUGGAUCCUGCGCCCAGCUACCUGAUCAUACAGUGCAGAAGGCUAAAGAUGAGCUGAAUGAGACGGCUGAGAAGCGCGUGGAAGCUGUAAAGGAACUCAGAGGUAUUAUGAAAGAAAAAGCAGACUCUGGAGAUGACAUUGCCAAAGGUGUCCAGGACACUUUUGGGGGAAAACCAGAUGGCGUGCUGGUGAGGUUCAUCCGAGCCAGGAAAUAUGAAGUUAACAGAGCCUAUGAACUAAUGAAGGGUUAUGUGCGCUUCAGGCGGGACUACCCUGAACUAUUUGAAAACCUGACCCCAGAGGCAGUACGCAGCACCAUUGAGGCCGGGUACCCAGGAAUCCUAUCAAGCAGAGACAAAUAUGGCCGUGUGGUGCUGCUCUUCAACAUUGAGAACUGGGACUAUGAGGAGAUCACCUUUGAUGAGAUCCUCAGAGCUUAUUGCGUGAUCCUGGAGAAGCUUCUGGAAAAUGAGGAGACUCAGAUUAACGGGUUUUGCAUAAUUGAGAACUUCAAGGGCUUCACCAUGCAGCAGGCCUCUGGCAUCAAACCCACAGAGCUGAAAAAAAUGGUGGACAUGCUGCAGGACUCCUUCCCUGCACGUUUCAAAGCAGUGCACUUUAUCCACCAGCCCUGGUACUUUACCACCACUUACAAUGUGGUCAAACCCCUGAUGAAGAGCAAACUGCUGGAAAGGGUGUUUGUCCAUGGCGAUGAACUGGAGAAUUAUUUCAAGGAGUUUGAUGCUGAUAUCCUGCCGUCAGACUUUGAUGGGAAGGGCUCCAAAUACGACGGCAAGGCCACAGCAGCUAAUCUUUUUGACUAAGCAUGCUGUCUGUCACCAUACAAGAAUGUGCCUGUGUGUAUGUAGUUAUGUUGUAUGACAGAAUCAUUGAGAGAUAUUUAUGUUUUUCUGAGAGUGAACCCAGCAGCAUUGAGAUUUUUCCAUGCAAAACAGCCAGCCGCUAUGGGAAAGACCUCAGAUGCCAUCAAUGAGGAAUUAUAAUUGAUAACUCAGACAACAGCAAAUGUUGCUCAGCAUGUGAUGCCCUUACUGAUCUUGGGCAGGCCCCUGCUUUCAGUUUGACUCCAAAAUGUAGGAAUACCUGGCCGAGAUCAGAUAUCCAUAUGUAUGAGGCCAGAAACUUUGUUUAAUUGCCUUAGUUUGAAGUAAAAUCAAAGUAGCAUCAUAAUGUGCUGUGAUAUGUCCAUUCCACCACUUUGAAUUUACUUACUGAUGAAGAAAAUCAAGUUGAAGGAGUAGAAAUUACUGUGACUAGUUAAAUGGAUGAAAACAAAUGUGUUCUUAUAACAUAAUGAUGAAAACAUUUUUACAAUGAGAAUAGCAAAAUACUCAACCCUGUCAAUUUGAUAAAGGUAAUUACAAACAUGUAUUAUGUUUUGAAACGAAAACUUUAUAUUGAAAUUUAAAAGUGUGUGGAAACUGUUCUACAUUGCAAUAAAACAAUAACUGGGAAAUUCGAUACUAUGCGCACUCUUGAAAUGAUAGCUUCUUCAUUACAUUAUCAUUUACUUAUUUCCUUUAAAUUAAAAUAAACUAUU